Molecule: messenger RNA, 963 nt
Organism: Diaporthe citri
Lineage: Eukaryota; Fungi; Ascomycota; Sordariomycetes; Diaporthales; Diaporthaceae
Exons: 2
Coding region: 1-963 (320 amino acids)
Source: RefSeq, a predicted model, not a curated record
AUGAUCCACGUUCUCGACGUUGAGAUGCACCGGGCCGGUCGAAUCGGGACCCAGACAGCGUCAUCCCCUCCGCCCUACCGCUUGUACUUUCCCAAUGUGGUUGACCUAGAGCAUUCCGCCAUCCUCCUGCUGCCCAAGUGCUGUCUCACAAGAUCGAGGGCGUCGACGUUUGACUCACCUAGAGGCCCGUGCCACUAUGACGCCGAAACGGUCCACGGAAUAAUCAACUCCACCCCGGUCGCCCACGUCUCCUUCAUCCCGGACCCCUCGGACCCCAAGCCCGUGGUCCUCCCGAUGAUCGCCCGCGUCGGCUCCUUCAACGGCCAGGAGCCCGCCGUCUACGUCCACGGCUACGUCUCAGCCCGCAUGUUCCGCCCCCAGACUGGACGCCCGGACCACCAGCCGGCAACACGGGACGACGACCUCGGGUUCCCCGUGUGCGUGGCCGCCACCAAGAUCGACAACCUCGUCCUGGCCCUCACCCCCUUCAACCACAGCUACGACUACCGCAGCGCAGUCGUCCACGGCACCGCGCGCCUGCUCGACCCGGGCACCAGGGGCAGCCCGGCCAACCGCGCCGAGAUCGAGUACGCGAUGCGCCUCAUCACCGACUCCAUGGUCGCGCACCGCUGGGACAACAGCCGCGCGCCCGACGAGGCUGAGAUCGCGUCCACGCGCAUCCUGAAAGUGCAGAUCGAGUCCGCCUCGGCAAAGAUCCGGGACUCUGGCGUUAGUGAUGACGCCAAGGACCUGAAGAGCGACGAGACCACCGCGCGGGUGUGGGCUGGUGUGAUCCCGUAUGUUGAAGUGCUGGGCGAGCCGCGGCCGGCUGGGACGAACAAGGUCGCGGGUGUGCCUUCGUAUAUCGAGGAGCAUGUCAGGGGCCAUAAUGAGAAGGCUGGUGGACAGGCUGCCGCUGGCGGACUUGUGGGAAAGGUGUUGGGGUCAUUGUUUGGACGGUGA